Rhodofomes roseus is the source of this 2176-nucleotide messenger RNA. RefSeq lists its product as uncharacterized. The record is from RefSeq and is a predicted model, not a curated record. The coding region runs from base 250 to 1743 and encodes 497 amino acids. Lineage: Eukaryota; Fungi; Basidiomycota; Agaricomycetes; Polyporales; Fomitopsidaceae. The transcript has 3 exons.
GGCGCUCCUGGGCACGUUGCAGCGGGCAGGCUGGGGCUCGAGGUUGGCUUACGCCGCUCUGCCCGCAAUCUUGCACUCCCGCUGAUAACCGUGUGGCCUCCGAAAACAUACUGGCAACCUUCCGAGGGCCAAGAACGGUUCUCGAGUUCAUCACAGCGGCCAGAACAAACCUUACCCGUCGAUGACACGCUCGGCCGGUGCAUGCCUCGUUGCAAAGCCCGCCACGGAUGAAGAUACCGCUCAUCGCUGAUGAACUCGCUUUGGACUCUGCUCGAUUGGAUCUUGCCCUCAGUACGAUUAUCUGACGAUCUGGAGGACCGUUACCUGACCGACGACGGUUACUCCGUGGCCUCGACACUCGCCGCACCCAGGAUACGUGGCCAAUACUCACACGAAUUGCGGCGGGACUGGACGAGGGAGCGCGACCGCGAACGAGAGCUGGAUCGCGAACGCGCACGCAUCGCCAUCGAGGACAGGGAGAAGGAGCGGCAGCGCGCCCAGCUCCUCGAACGCGACAAUGCCGCCCUGCAGCAGCGCAUCGCCGCCCUCGAGCGCGACCUCCAGUCCGCCCGCCAGUCCCUCGCCACCUUCUCCGUCCUCUCCUCCCCAGCCCCGCCCACAAACGCCCUCAGCGCACAGCCCCGCAUAUACCACACACCCUCCCCCAAUCCCGUCGACCUGCGCACAUCCUACGACUCCCUGCUGUCGUCGUACAAGAUGGCCCACCGCGCCCUGCAGGAGCGCACGGAGGAGGUCGCGAGUCUCAAGACAUUCCUCAGCAAGACAGACGAGUGGUCUGGUGCACAGCUCCUCCAGGCCCUACGCGACCUCAACGCAGAGAUCGUCCAGCUCGCUGCGUCUGCGGCGGAAGAGUUUGCCUCGGCACUGGACCGCCGCGUCGACCUCGUCCGACAGUCGGACCGCGAGCUCCUCAGCAGCGCCAUUGGCCCUGUCAUGACGAACCUGCUUGUGACGCGCGACCAUUCCACCGACCCGACGCUCGUGCAGUUCGCCAUCCAGGCAUGGGAGGUGUUCUGCGUCGGCCGCAUAAUGAACGCCUUCUGCUUCGGUCUCCCUUACGACAUCGACCAGUUCCUUGGGAACCUCUUCGAGCAGAUGAACCGAACAGAGCCACAAGCCGCCGCUUCACGCUGGCGAGCCCUCACCAACAGUCACUCGCGCCGCUUCCUCCCCCAACGACCCGAUGCGCCACCCAACUCGCCAUCCGCCCCUAUCUUCCAGCUCAACGACACCAACCUCCGGGGGCUCCUCGCCAUUCUCGCGCUCUCCGGGUGCACCGACAGCCGCGGCGUGCACCGCGACCCGCUGCGCUCGCGCUUCGGCGCCGCACUAGCGCGCAUCAGCGAGCGCGCAGAGAUCAUCGCCCGCGCGGUCCGGGAGGGCGUGAUGAGCAACGUAUUCGAGGUCACCUGGGUGAACCCCGGGAACGUGGGCAGGAAGGACAAGGACGAGCGGUGGUUCGACUGGGCGGCGAUGGAGAACGUGUAUGCGGGCCAUGGAUCGGAGCGCAGCAAGGUGCUGUGUACCGUCGAGUUCGGCCUCGUAUGCAUCCGGCACGGGUCGUGGCCUGAGGCGAAUGGCGGGCCGAAACCCAACGGGAGCGCGUCCACCGGUGUGAAUGGCAAUGGUGUUGCGGCGAAUGGUGGGCCUGAGGGCCCGCUGACCCGCAGCGUGCUGCUGAAGCCGAGAGUGCUCUUGGAGUCGGUGAUGGACAUACUAUGACCGCCUCUGUACUUAUAGCCUGCUACCUGUCGCCCUGAAACGCCAUGCCCACAUACCCGGUGAACACUGCGCGGACUCUAGGGCGACCACCUGGCGAGAAUGCGAUUCUCGCCCUCAACGUCAGUGUUGCGUCCGUGACACGGUGCCCUUCCAAAACACCUCCGAGACACCUUGACUACAUCCUACCAUCUUCUCUAUCCUGCGUCCCCUACCUGCUCUCGGAAAAUAAACCGUCACCUUGAUGAUGCGACGACACACGGGUUAUUUGUAUUGUGCUUGGAUCCUUGCUAUCUACUGUUGUUUAUGCUACUGUAUACCUCUGUAUCUAAUGUGUACUACACUGUUGUCGAACUUGAUACAGUUGUACAAGAAUGUCCUGCUGGCCGUAAGCGCGUGGUUCAAACGUAGAUAUCAUGUUCGCCGGGUAUGUUUU